UUUCCAAUAGGCGGGGGCCUAGGACCGGCCCCCUCCUGGCUCCGGGGCUAGAAAAAGAGCGUCGAUGCCGGCCGCCGGGAUGAGUCCCAGCAGGCGCUGGCUCCUAGGUGGCUUCGAGGAGAGGCGGCGGCUGCAGGUGACUUCUUGGCAGAUGUGUUGUUGUCGUUGAACCUUGGCCCAGUUGCAAGCUCUGGGAAAGCUCGGCCCAUCAGUAUGUCCAAGUACAGACUGAUUAUGCUGAGACACGGGGAGGGAGCUUGGAAUAAGGAGAAUCGCUUUUGCAGCUGGGUAGAUCAGAAGCUCAACAGCGAGGGCUUGGAGGAGGCCCGGAAUUGCGGGAAGCAGCUCAGAGCACUCAACAUGGAGUUUGAUCUCGUGUUCACGUCCAUCCUUAAUCGGUCCAUUCACACGGCCUGGCUGAUCCUGGAAGAGCUGGGGCAGGAGUGGGUGCCGGUGGAGAGCUCCUGGCGUCUGAACGAACGUCACUACGGAGCCCUGAUCGGUCUUAACAGGGAGAAGAUGGCUUUGAAUCACGGAGAAGAACAGGUGCGGAUCUGGAGGAGAAGUUACAACGUGACGCCGCCACCCAUUGAUGAGACCCAUCCCUACUACCACGAAAUCUACAACGACCGGAGGUACAAAGUGUGUGACGUACCUAUAGACCAACUGCCCCGAGCCGAGAGCUUAAAAGAUGUCCUGGAGAGACUCCUUCCCUAUUGGAACGAAAGAAUUGCUCCUGAGGUAUUGAGCGGCAAAAACGUUCUGAUAUCUGCGCACGGAAAUAGCAGCAGGGCACUCCUGAAACAUCUGGAAGGUAUCUCUGAUGAAGACAUUAUCAACAUCACCCUUCCCACUGGGGUCCCCAUUCUCUUGGAACUGGAUGAGAACCUGCACGCCGUUGGGCCUCACCAGUUCCUGGGUGACCAAGAGGCCAUCCAAGCAGCCAUUAAGAAAGUAGAAGAUCAAGGAAAAGUGAGACAAGCCAAAAAAUAAAUCUGUGUCCAGCACUGCUGGCAGGGAAGAACUGCAGAAGGAGCAGCUUCGAUGUGUGAUGGGUGCUGAUCAUGUUCUCCCCCCUUCCCCACCCUCCCCAGCCCCCAAUCCCAACCUCCCCGCUCUGCACCCCUGUUUAUCCAGGUUUUCCUGAAACUAGGCUCUGGGGGUGGAAUUUUCAUAGGUAGGUAAGGAACUUUAUGUUGCCCCAGAUAAAGGCAUUUGGGUACCCGAGGGCCUGUGCCAUAAGCCUUGCGAGUUAGCUCUCCUGCUAGUCUCUUUGAAUUAGUCACUAAACUAGUAGCCAGUACUUGUUGUCAUGGGUUUCCAGGAUGGAGGAGUGACCAGUGAAGUAUCAGGUCCCGGAGUCACCUCAGACAGGUACUGCUUACUGCCAUGAGCGGGUUCCCUUCUCUACGUACUGAGACUUUCCGGGAUGGUAGUAAGGGGUGUUAGGUAACACACUAUACUGAAGUAUUUAUUAUCAGUCUUUUUCUCUAGGAAAAGGGGCCACUUUGAUAGUUAACCGCCAGAGACCCAUUCAAUGGAGGAAGUCACAGACGUUUUCUUCCAGGGCAAUCAGCGAUGGGCAGGUUUCUUUAUUUAACACAGUUGGGGAGGAUUCCACUCUGACAGGGUAGAGAGAACUGUAACUGUUUGUAUUCUCUUUUUGUUUGUGUUUUGAACUUUAACCUUUCAGUACUUAAAAUUGGUUUAAAAAUAAAGUUCUGUGACUGCAAAUGCUA
This is a messenger RNA of Sorex araneus (European shrew), 1739 nucleotides long. It is a transcript of the gene BPGM, whose product is annotated as bisphosphoglycerate mutase. Lineage: Eukaryota; Metazoa; Chordata; Mammalia; Eulipotyphla; Soricidae. The record is from RefSeq and is a predicted model, not a curated record. Gene Ontology annotation, biological process: glycolytic process. The transcript is spliced from 3 exons. The coding region runs from base 214 to 993 and encodes 259 amino acids. Gene Ontology annotation, molecular function: intramolecular phosphotransferase activity.